UGCUCAGUGGGCAUUUGUCGACUCAUGAUUUGACUCUGACUUCACGGAAGACAAUGAUUGCUGAGUUGGCCGGAUGACAUCAUAUGAGGGGUAGCUGACACUGAAUUAAGAGCUCUGACGAGUUGGCUGCUCAGGGGAGACCAUCCCCCCACACCCUCCACCUGUCACAGCUCAGCAGCCCUUGCAGUCUUACUGCUGCUGAAGGCCCCAGGGGCCUCCGCCCUCGGCUCUGGACCCACUCCCCACUGCCAGCCUCCCAUGCCCCGGUCCGCCUUGUCUGUUAUCUCCUUCUGUCACUGGUUUGGCAAACAGGAGAGAAAGCAGAGCUUCAUGGGAAACCACAGCAACAGUUGGUCCCACACACCAUUCCCCAAGUUGGAGCUGGGCCUGGGGUCCCGGCCCGUGGCGCCUCGAGAGCCCCCGGCCUGCGGUAUCUGCCUGGAGCGGCUGCGCGAGCCGGUCUCGCUGGACUGCGGCCACGACUUCUGCGCUCGGUGCUUCAGCACGCACCGCCCGCCCGGCGGCGAACGGCCCCGCUGCCCCGAGUGCCGCGAGGCUUGCGCUCGCAGGAAGGGCCUUCGCGGUCUGCGCGACAAGAUGAAGGGCCUGCUGCGGGGGCCGCCGCCCUCCGCUGCGCAGGAGGCCUGUGCCGCGAGGACGGAGCCCUUGCUGCUGGUGCGAAUCAGCGCCUCCGGAGGCCUCAUUCUGCGGAUGGGGGCCAUCAACCGCUGCCUGAAACACCCCUUGGCCAGGGAUACCCCCGUCUGCCUCCUUGCCGUUCUGGGGGAGCAGCACUCAGGAAAAACCUUCCUCCUCGACUGCCUGCUCCAGGGGCUGCCGGGCCCGGAGUCCAGCGAAGGCGGCUGGCUGAGAGGAGGGGGCUCCCUGCAGGGGCCCCGAUGGGGCGCCAGCAGCCUCAGCAGGGGCAUUUGGAUGUGGAGCCACCCCUUCCUGCUGGGGAAGGAGGGGAGGAAGGUGGCUGUGUUCCUGGUGGACACGGGGGACGCUAUGAGCCCUGAACUGAGCCGGGAAACAAGGACCAAGCUCUGUGCCCUCACCAUGAUGCUGAGCUCCUACCAGAUCCUCAACACUUCCCAGGAGCUGAAAGACACAGACCUAGAAUACCUGGAGAUGUUUGUCCAUGUGGCCGAGGUGAUGGGCAGGCAUUAUGGGAUGGUGCCAAUACAGCACCUGGAUCUCUUAGUUCGUGACUCAUUCCAUCCCAACAAGGCAGGGCAGGGGCAUGUGGGUGAUGUCCUCCAGAAAUCUGGCAAAUACCCCAGGGUUCGGGAGCUGCUACAAGGGCAGCAAGCCCGUUGCUACCUCCUGCCUGCCCCAAGGAGACGCUGGGCCAGUGGAGACCAGGGAACCCUGGGCGACACAGAGGAUGAUUUCUGUCACCUGCGAGCCUACAUUGCUGAUGUGCUGAGCGCUGCCCCCCAGCAUGCCAAGAGCCGUUGCCAGGGGUACUGGAGUGAGGGACGCCCCGUGGCCAGAGGGGACAGCCGCCUGCUCACAGGGCAGCAGUUAGCUCAGGAAAUCAAGAACCUCUCGGGCUGGAUGGGCAGGACAGGGCCUGGCUUUGCCUCUCCAGAUGAGAUGGCUGCCCAGCUGCACGACCUGCGGAUGCUGGAAGCUGCCAAGAAGGAGUUUAAGGAAUAUGUGCGGCAGCAGGAUGUGGCCACCAAGCGCAUAUUCUCUGCGCUCCGGGUCCUGCCUGAGACCAUGAGGAACUUCCUCUCUGCCCAGAAAGAUGCCAUCCUGGCUCGCCAUGGAGCGGCCUUGCUGUGCCAGGAGAGGGAGCAAGCCUUGGAGGUCCUGGAGGCUGAGCUGCAGGCAGAGGCCAAGGCCUUCAUGGACACCUACACCAUGCGCUUCUGUGGCCACCUGGCUGCCGUGGGGGGUGCUGUGGGGGCUGGGCUCAUGGGCCUGGCUGGGGGUGUGGUGGGUGCAGGCAUGGCCGCAGCGGCACUGGCUGCAGAGGCUGGGAUGGUGGCAGCUGGAGCUGCGGUGGGAGCCACAGGGGCAGCUGUGGUCGGGGGUGGUGUGGGAGCUGGUUUGGCUGCCACCGUGGGCUGCAUAGAGCGGGAGGAGGAGGAGAGGGUGCAGGAAGGGGACCAAGAGCCCCUGCUCCAGGAAGAGUAACAACCCCCAGGAGACAGUAAAAGGAGGGAGAGAUUCGAGGGGUGAGGAAAGGAAGUGGGGGAGGGAGCAAUGUUCUGAGGACCCCCAUGUUCCACUCUGCCCUGGUGAAUACCCAGCGUCUAGGUAGCUGACUGAGCCAAAGAACCCAGGUGGCCCCAGGAACCUGGGGAUGGUCUCAGGGGCCAGGAGGCAAUACUUAGGGCAGUAAAUAGGAUACAGGGCCUAUUUUUGGUUGCAGAUAAUUGCUAACCUGCAAUUGACCCAAAUGCACUUGACCGAGGUGUCCACCAGGAGUAAGGCUCCACCCUCCCAACUGUGGCUUAUUUUCCCAGGACGGUAGGAAGGCUGAGUGACCUGGAAGGUCUCCCCCUGGGCCGAGAGGGCCUGUCCUUUCACAGAAGGGAGCAACCCAGUUGAGUGGCCUUGGUGUUCAGGAUCGAGGAGCACUACUGAGGGCCUGGGGAAGCGGGAGCACCAGACAAAACCAAAGACUCUGUGUGAGGUAGACAGUGACCUAACCCCUAGAGUGGGGAAACUUGUCCCUGUGAGUCUCCCUAAAGCCACCAGCAGGACAAAGUUGGUGCCCCUCCCUCCUGAAACCCUAGAGAGUCUGUGUGUGGGCCUUGAACAGGGUCUCCUGGUUGUGCCCUUGGUCACACCUGGCCAAAUGCAUAGUGCCUGUCGUUUUUGUGGAAUGCCAUCCCAGCAAUGGGUUAAAUGCCAAAACACCCCACCUGUGACUGUAUGUGGAGCGCAAGCAGGCAGCCCUGGGACAAGCCUGGGAAAGUCCUGCAAGCGUCCACAAGGGAGACUGUGCGAGGCCACACGCCCUGACCUGCCUGUGAGAAGACCCCUCUGUUCCACAUUAGCGGGGGGCUAGGUACAGCUCCCACAGGGAACCUGAGGGCCCAGGGCCCCUCCCAGGGUUCGAGGAAGUCCUACUAGGACAACUUCUAGGCCACUGAACUGCAAAGGGUUAAUGGGCACGUUAUAUGAAAAAUAAAA
Molecule: messenger RNA, 3150 nt
Organism: Phyllostomus hastatus (greater spear-nosed bat)
Lineage: Eukaryota; Metazoa; Chordata; Mammalia; Chiroptera; Phyllostomidae
Gene: RNF112
Product: ring finger protein 112
Exons: 15
Coding region: 259-2145 (628 amino acids)
Biological process (GO): endoplasmic reticulum organization; protein homooligomerization
Molecular function (GO): metal ion binding; GTPase activity; GTP binding
Source: RefSeq, a predicted model, not a curated record